Molecule: messenger RNA, 1629 nt
Organism: Cyphellophora attinorum
Lineage: Eukaryota; Fungi; Ascomycota; Eurotiomycetes; Chaetothyriales; Cyphellophoraceae
Product: O-methylsterigmatocystin oxido
Exons: 2
Coding region: 1-1629 (542 amino acids)
Molecular function (GO): monooxygenase activity; iron ion binding; heme binding
Source: RefSeq, a predicted model, not a curated record
AUGGCGCUAUUGGCGGUCUCUGGCAUUGCCCUGCUCGCAUUGAUUCUAUACGCACUCCUAUUCACCGGCCGCCGUGACCGACGCCUUCCACCUGGACCACCAACCCUACCCAUCAUCGGCAAUCUCCAUCAAAUCCCGCCGAAGGGAAGCUAUCUGAAGUUCACCGAAUGGGCGACGAAGUACGGCGGGAUAUACUCUCUCAAACUCGGUCCCGGCACCGCUAUAGUCCUCACCGACCGCGCACUCGUCAAGGCCCUCAUCGACAAGAAAUCCAGCAUCUACUCCAACCGGCCGCAUUCAUACGUCUCGCAUAACCUGAUCACUGGAGGUGACCACAUCCUCAUUGCCCACUAUGGGAAAGUCUGGCAGCUCUAUCGCAAGUACAUCUCGCAGCACUUCAGCAAGAAGAUGGUAGAGGAAGACCACGUACCGAUCCAACAAGCCGAGAUGUCCCAAAUGCUGCAUGACUUCAUGGUACGCCCCGAGGAUCACAUGAUACAUCCGAAGCGGUACAGCAACAGCAUAGCUAUGAGCACGAUCUGGGGCGUACGAACACCGAAUAUCAACACGCCGCAUAUGAAGCGGUUGUAUGACAUGAUGGAGCGCUGGUCGGUGGUAAUGGAAGCAGGAAACACACCACCUGUCGACUUCUUCCCACUUCUGCACUACAUUCCACAGUCCUGGAUCGGAGACAACUGGCGGAGUCGUGCAAGCCGUGUCGGUGAUGAGAUGAACAGUCUGUAUGGUGAGCUUUUGGACCAGCUGUACACGAGAAGAAAGGAAAAGGGCGGCAUGCUUACAUUCAUGGACCGUGUUCUCGACGAUCAGGAGAAAACGGGCAACUUGGAACUCAAUCGACACCAGCUGUACUUCAUGGGCGGUACGAUGAUGGAAGGUGCAAGCGAUACAAGUGCAGCGAUACUGUUGGCAGGAAUUCAAGGCUUGACCAGAUGGCCAGAGACGCAGAAGAAAGCACAGGAAGAGAUCGAUCGUGUGGUCGGACCGGAUAGGCUUCCAACAUGGGAGGACUUCGACAGACUGCCAUACGUUAGCGCAGUGGUAAAGGAAGCCAUGCGCUGGCGGCCAGUCACGCCGUUAGCGUUUCCGCAUGCUGUCGAUGAAGACGACUGGAUCGACGGCCAUUUCAUCCCCAAAGGCAGCGUAAUCUUCAUCAAUGUUUGGGGCCUGCAUCAUUCCCCAUCGUUUCUGCCGCCAAACAUCACCCAUCCGACGGUAUUCAAUCCUGACCACUACUAUCCCGGUCAAGGCAAACCACCGUUACCACUCGCGAACGACCUCGCUAUUUCGACCGACCCAAACAAUCGAGACCACUACGGCUAUGGGUCUGGCCGACGUAUGUGUCCCGGCAUACAUCUUGCGGAGCGAAAUCUGUGGCUGGGCUUUGCUGGACUGCUGUCGGCGUUUGAGUUCAGCGGUUCUGGCAAAGGGAGCGAGAUUGACACAGAUCCGCAGAGAGCGUACAGCGAAGGCUUUUUGGUGUGUGCGAAGCAGUAUGGACUGAAUGUGCAAGUGAGAGGGAGGACACCCGAAGAAAGGGAGAAGAGGAGGCAGACUAUUGUGGCAGCGCAACAGACCGCGCAAGACGAUGUCUUCAGUCGUUACAGCUGA